Molecule: messenger RNA, 4120 nt
Organism: Medicago truncatula (barrel medic)
Lineage: Eukaryota; Viridiplantae; Streptophyta; Magnoliopsida; Fabales; Fabaceae
Product: pentatricopeptide repeat-containing protein At2g37320-like
Exons: 2
Coding region: 127-1653 (508 amino acids)
Biological process (GO): RNA modification
Molecular function (GO): RNA binding; protein binding
Source: RefSeq, a predicted model, not a curated record
CCAUUAUUUUACUAUGCAUUUUCUAUGUUCUCAAUUCAUGCAAUUCUAACUUUUUGUGUAAUCCAUGCAACUUGAAGUCUAAAGUCUUGUGUCUGUCUCAAAUUUCAUUUCACGCAUGCAUGAUGUAUGGAUACCUUUAAAAUGUCCACAACACUCUCGUUCCUUGCAAGGAACAUGUUACCAACAUUUCAUCACAAAAAUCAAAUCUUUAGGCCUUUCUCUUUCUACAGAUUAGGACCCAAAAAUACAAACAAAGACUUAACUAACGCUCUUAGAAUCCUUAAAUUAGUUUCCCCCAAAAAAACCGUCACUGAUAUCGAAAAUCGUCGAAGUCAUCUUAGGCUAGUUGAAGACAUUCUAGAAAACACUACAACAAAUCCUCUUGGUAGCAAUUUGAAAACUGUUACUGAAACCAUUCUUGAAUCCUCUGUUCUAGAAAUGGAACAAGGAUUGGGAAUUGAUGUGUGUUUUUUGUCUCAUGCUUUGAGUUUAUGUGGGUCGAAGCGUGAUUUUUAUGGCGGUAUUCAGUAUCAUUGUUUGGCAAUAAGAAUUGGGUUUAUUGCUAAUGUUUAUGUUGGAAGCUCUUUGAUAAGUUUGUAUAGUAGAUGUGGUUUGUUGGGUGAUGCUUACCGUGUGUUUGAUGAAAUGUCUGUGAGAAAUGUGGUUUCAUGGACUGCGAUUAUUGCUGGGUUUGCGCAGGAAUGGCGUGUUGAUAUGUGUUUGGAGCUUUUUCGUCGGAUGAGGGGUUUGGAAUUGAAGCCAAAUUAUUUUACUUAUACGAGUCUGCUUAGUGCUUGUAUGGGUAGUGGAGCACUUGGACAUGGGAGAGGUGUUCAUUGUCAGAUAAUUCAAAUGGGUUUUCAUUGUUAUCUUCAUGUUGAAAAUGCUCUUAUUGCUAUGUAUUCCAAAUGUGGGGUAAUUGUUGAUGCUUUGUACAUAUUUGAAAACAUGGUGAGUAAGGAUGUUGUGACGUGGAAUUCUAUGAUUGUUGGGUAUGCGCAUCAUGGGCUUGCAGAAGAGGCAUUUAGUCUCUUUGAUGAGAUGAUAAAACAAGGUGUUAAUCCAGAUGCUGUGACUUUCCUUGGCAUCUUAUCCUCGUGUCGGCAUGGAGGUCUUGUUAAAGAAGGUCAAGUUUACUUUAGUUCCAUGGUUGAUCAUGGUUUGCAGCCAGAAUUAGAUCAUUAUUCUUGUAUUGUAGAUCUUCUUGGUCGGGCCGGUUUGCUUCUUGAGGCUCUUGAUUUCAUCCAAAAUAUGCCUGUUUGUCCUAACGCUGUGAUAUGGGGUUCCCUACUUUCUUCCUCUAGACUUCAUGGAAAUGUUUGGAUUGGCAUCCGAGCAGCCGAGAGCAGGUUAUCGUUGGAACCAGGUUGCUCAUCGACACUUCUACAGCUGGCAAAUCUGUAUGCUAGUGUUGGUUGGUGGAAUCAAGUUGCAAGAGUGCGACAAUUGAUGAAAGACAAAGGUCUAAAACCAAAUCCUGGUUGCAGUUGGAUUGAAGUUAAAAACAAAGUCCAUAGAUUUGAAUCACAAGACAAGUCAAACAGCAGAAUGAAUGGCAUUCUUUUGAUAAUGGAUAGUCUGGUAGACCACAUGAGUGGUUUAAGCCUUCAGUUUCAGAUUUCUGAGGAGGAAAAUAUUUGGAUUUCACAAUGAUUUCAAUGUCAGCGCUUUCCAGCAUUUCAGCAUUGACUUACAUUUUUGGCAGGGGCAGAAACAGAGAAAAAAUGCUUUCUGGUCAGUGAAACAUCUUUCGUGGAUGACAGGAAAUUCUAGAAGCAAUGCAAGCAAUAUGUACUUUGCAAAAUUUCUUGAAAGUGUGCUAAUGCUCCUUGUCCUUGUUAAGACCAUAAUUACUGCAGAAUAAUAGACAUCUUUCUGUGGAGUGACUGGGAGAGAAACUUAAAAAAACAUGAUAUGGAUUCUGUUCCAUUAACUAAGUAAAAUCUCUCCCAUUUGACUUCUAUCUAUUCAUUCAUCCUUAAUGACCGACAAUUAUCAUGUUGCCAAAAAACAAAAGGGAAAAGACAUCGUCGAUACACACUGACAUCAACUAGUGUCGCCUUGAGGCUGGCAUGAAUGGGAAUACAUUGAAUGCCAUAUACAGGAUGAAAUAAUCCACCUGUAGACUAAUUUCACGUUGUUUAAGAAAAUUCCAGCUCAGUAAACAUCGCUGGAGGUUUGCUUUACAAUUUCAUCACUGAUGGUACUCAAGGUUUGGUUAAUCUAUAAGUCAAAAGCCUUUCUUCACCGGGUAUAGGUAUGCAUGCAAGGAGAGAGUCUACCCCAAAAGAUAGGUAGGUAAACGAUCUAAAUUUUUACUGUAGGGAGCUACUUUAUUUGCUUUAUAGAUCAUUGUACGUUAGUCUUGUGUUAACGAUGUAUUCGUUGGACUUGGAGCACAGUGGCAAGAUUUUGGGAAUGUAUGAUAAAAAAUAACGGGGUGGUCAUGAGAAUAGAGAGGCAAGGUAAUUAACAGGCACCAUCAUGAAAACGAAGGCGGCAAUAAAAUAAGCAAGUGCACUCAUGGGAUAUUAAAAAUACAACGGAAGACUAGAUUACUGGCACACAAUUAACAAUGUCCAAUUAGCUAUCUGGAUGUAGUGAUUUAGUUUGUUUAAGAUUAAAUCAGUGGCAGGCAAUAGAAAGUCUAGUUUUAGUUUUAUUUAAUUGGCCAUGCAAACAAACUCAGCUUCUGUCUACUGACUUUUUCUUGUCCUAGCUAGGUCCAAGCCUAAAGUUGUGCAGCAAGUUGUUGGAGUAUGUUAGUUAAUUAUAAAUUGGUAGUUGGGACAUAAAUAUACUUUCAGUUUUUCAGGAGACUUUCAACUGCUUCAUACUUAUGAUCAUUCAUUCUUGAGUAUGGACUUAAUUCUCUAUAUUCUUAAAUACCCUCUACCUCAAUCAUAUUUUAGUUUGUGUUAGACCCUCUGGAUUCUUUUGUUGAUUAAGUUUUGUGCACGAAUGACUGAGAUAAAAAAAACAACAUAUUUUGUUUUGGAGUGUGGAAAACACAUUGUGUUGACUGAGCGGAACACAAACUCAAGAGCGGAAGUGUCAAUUUUUUCUAAAAAGAGUUGGUGAUACCAAUUGCUAUACAUUAUGUGUCACAUUCUUUAACUCUUGAGUGCUGUGGUUGAUUAGUAGAUAAUUGUUACAAUUCUUGCUUUUGGUUUUCUUUGAAUUUCAGGCUGCACAGAUAAAGGUUAUAGGCCUUAGGAAUGCUUGAAUGAUUAAUUUUUUAGAAAGCACUUACACAUACAUGACAGGGACACCAAAUACAACACGAACACCAACAAUUGGACAAUGUUGAUGUCCAAAUAUAUUAAUUAAGAAGAUUAAAUAUGAGAAUCGUGGAUAAAUAUCUAAAUUGUGAAUCAAGAUGACCAACAAGACUUAAUGAAGACAAAGAACAUAAUAGAUGAAAUAGGAGAUUGAAAAGGGAAACCAGGAAAGAAAGAAGAAGAUCUGUGUAUGCUGGAAGAUGAGCAUACAUGUGAGAACUUAUCAGUUGUCCACUAAUUAAAAUAGUACAUAGUUGUGUUCAAUGAGUGUCAGAUGUGUGUUAAGAUGAAGAAUUGUUUUUAGACACUUGAGGUGUUUGACACAUGUCGUACAAAUGUCAGUAUCUGACAUGUAUCACACACACAGGAUAGCAGUCUAGCAUAGGUUGGCGGUUCACCGCUGGACGGCCAUGUUGAGGUCCAUAGGUUGGCGGUCUAGCAUCCGGGAUAUUAUGAGUUAUGCUUUUAUUCCGUUUAUCAAAGCUAGUCAAAUAUAUUUCUAGACAGUUCCAAAAUCUUGACAGAAUAUCUUGAUGAACGGCAUAGAGAGGAUUAGCAGAUGCUUGACUACCAGUGACCGUGCAUGAAUUCAAAAGAAGCUUAGCCCUGGUGUUUUCACUUUUCAGUAACUGAAUUGAUUACCUGAUUUGGUUUUGUUCUUAAUAUUCUUUUGACAAGACUCCUCUAAAAUGAGCAAUUUACUUUAGAGAGUAAAGUGGGUAAUCUUAACCAUUGAGCACAUGCAUAACAAAUCAUUGGUGAUUACAAUAUGAAACAUUGAUUUCCUAACUUUACUAAAAACUCACUUUAGAGGAGCCAAAUCCAUUUUUUCUUUCAUA